AGGUGCGCUCCAUCCCGUUUGACCAUGCAACAUGGAGGGUGCUCUUCUCAUCAAAACAAUGGUCAAGGCUCUCACACAGCAAUGCAAGUUGAAGUUCAGCCCCUCCCCAAGAUAUCGGACUCGGGGCUGCCGGCCAUCACUGAAGGAAAGCAUGGGGCGGCCAUGAAACCCAUACGGGCCAGCCGCGGCCCCAGACCACGUAUGUAUGCGGGGAAAGUUACCGGAAGCAGGCUGAGGUUCUCCCAGAGUUAGCCCCAACUAGGCGGGUCACCAUUUUCGAGGGUCGACUCCUCAAUGUUCCGGACAGAGCGCGCACCCAACCCGUGGAUGUGUCAGAUUCUGAUGAUGAUUCUGGCGCUCGGGAAGACCCGAAUUCUUGGUGGGACCUCGACAAUAGCGGGAUAGUGAACCUCCUCCCAUGCGUCCAAGACGAGGACCUUGCCGUGGCACGUAGUCUGAUCGGUGCCGAGUGUUCAUCGAAAAUUCCGGAGGCUACUGAAGUACUGAGUGAUCCCCCGAUCCCUUAUUUUGGGGUCCAUAUCCGCUCUCUGGAGUUGGGGAUGGUUGUGCCUCUGCAUCCUUUUCUGGUUCGAUUUCUUCACUUCCUGGGUGUGGCACUAGGCCAACUGGCUCCGGCGGCUCACAUGUUCGUGACAGCUUUCGUGGCGCGAUGUGAGGAUGUGGGCCUCACUCCCACAAUCGAUUUGUUUUUUAGCUGCUUCCAGUGGCGCGCCUCCAGCUUUUUUGCCUCAGUUUCCCAGAGGCCGGUGAGCAAGCUAUUCCGGCCGGGUUACCCCGACUCAGGUAGCCGAAGGAAGAAGAGGUGGAUCUGGGUGUCCGACCCCACCCUUCAAUCACCUCCUUUCCAGUGGGGUGGCGGCUCCGGAAGUGUGACCGGGUCGCCCUCUCCCCUGACCUCAAGUCAUCCAUCGAGAUGCUGUCCGCAGGCGGUCCCCGCUCCAUCAGCUCAUACUUAGAUGUGCCAGACAGGCCUGAGAAGCACAUCGUUGGUGCCGAAUCCGAUGACGAAGAAGCCCAACCAUUCACCGCUCAUGUAGCUCCUACGGCCACCAAGGAAAAAGAGCAUGGAGCUCCCCCAAACCGUGUGGCACAGAUUCCGAGGAGGGUGAGGGUUAGGGAUGGCAACGGGGCGGUUCGGGGACGGUUUUACAUAUAACCGUACCCGCCCCAUUUGAUAAUUCCCCGCCCCAUUACCCAACGGGUAAUUUUUCCCCAAACCGUAUCCGCCCCAACGGGUAACGGGUAUAACCACGGGUAACCGCGGGUAAUCGCUUUAUUAAAUGAGUGAUUGAUAUUUUAAUAUAAAAAUAAUAUUUUAAAAGGCAAAAAAUGGCAUCACCUAGAUGACUCUAGACUGAGACGCCACUUUAAAGUUUCGUAUAUCUACAAGACGAGAAAGAAGACAACAUAAAUUAAUUUGAAUCUAAAAAUACUUAGUCUGAAAAAUAAUUAUUCACUAAAAAAUGUAAUAAUAAUCAAACAAGACUAUUAAGAUCUAUUAUGAACUCUCAUUGAACAUUAUAGUUAGUACAUCUAUUAUCCAUAUACUUAAUGAAAAUAGAAAAAAUCUCAUAUUCAUUUACUUAUGGGACAAAUAAUAGAUAAAAAUGUAAUAAAAAUAUAACUAAAAUAAAUGGGGCGGGUACGGGGCGGGUAAUGAGGCGGGGAUGUAUAAAACCGUAACCGCCCCGUUACCCGUAAAAACAAAACGGGUAUUCCCCGCCCCAUACCCGUUACCCGGUCAAUGCGGUUUUCCCCGUUUUGACCGGGGCAGUUCAGUUCGGGUAUCCAUUGGAUCGGUCACAAUUGUCAUCUCUAGUGAGGGUUACCUUUGGGCCUCAGCCUGCCGCACCAGCGAAGAAACAGAAGAAGAAUAUUGUCGACUUACUGGUCGAAUUGGAUGAAUCUGAUGACGAGGAGGUGGAGCCUCACGUAGCCACUGCUCCUAUGGCCCCCAGGCCGCUGCGAGGAAAGGGCACGGAGCCCCCCCGGGCCGAGAGAGGCAUGUUUUGGAGGGGGCGACUGUCACCCCAGAAUUCCCGUCUGCCGGGCAGGCGCAUGAAGCUGCUGGUGAGAAGAUGGCUGAGCGGGUUGGAUGCGACACUCAGCACACAAUUGCUUACACCUUCCCAUCUUCGGGUGCCUCGAUCAUGCACGAGGGCUUCCUGGUCGUGGAUUAUGCUUCAACGGUCUUACCGCCGGGUGACCUCGCACGUAUGACCUCCCAGGGGUUUCAGCCUCUCAUGGAGGGUUCUAUUCGGACCCAUGUUGAGGGACUUGCUAAGACCAUUGGGGCACUUUGGGCAACUAACCAUUCUCAAGCGAGGCUUCAGCGCGAGGUUGAUGAAGUUAGAGCUGCCCUACAGGCUAGGGAGAAAGCUUUCUCCGAGUAUUUUGCAUCUUUCUUGUCUUCCACUUGUACACGUUGUGUUUUGAC
Messenger RNA from Cuscuta epithymum, 2458 nucleotides. Lineage: Eukaryota; Viridiplantae; Streptophyta; Magnoliopsida; Solanales; Convolvulaceae. The record is from the annotation of a GenBank genome assembly.